Molecule: messenger RNA, 1339 nt
Organism: Cokeromyces recurvatus
Lineage: Eukaryota; Fungi; Mucoromycota; Mucoromycetes; Mucorales; Mucoraceae
Product: WD40-repeat-containing domain protein
Exons: 8
Coding region: 29-1216 (395 amino acids)
Biological process (GO): protein lipidation; autophagy of mitochondrion; protein localization to phagophore assembly site
Cellular component (GO): phagophore assembly site membrane; cytosol; extrinsic component of membrane
Molecular function (GO): phosphatidylinositol-3-phosphate binding; phosphatidylinositol-3,5-bisphosphate binding; protein binding
Source: RefSeq, a predicted model, not a curated record
UUUUUUUUCUAAUUUUCUCUUUAAUAAAAUGAAUCUUGGAGAUAAAAGUAAUAAUGAAAUUUUAUUUUUAAAUUUCAAUCAAGACUUUAGCUGUAUAUCUGUUGGCACUGAAAGAGGAUAUCGAAUCUACAAUUGUGAUCCAUUUGGAAAAUGUUAUUCUAAACAGACGGGCGGAACAGGCAUUGUAGAAAUGUUAUUUUGCACAUCUCUUGUUGCACUUGUAGGAGCUGGUGAACAUCCAGCUUUUUCGCCAAGGCAAUUGCAAAUUAUUAAUACAAAGAGACAAACAACGAUUUGCGAAUUAUCAUUCCCCACUGCUAUUCUUGCAGUAAAAAUGAAUAGAAGAAGAUUGAUUGUUGUUUUGGAAGAACAAAUUUUUUUAUAUGAUAUCAGUAACAUGAAACUACUCCAUACGAUUGAUACAAAUCCAAACCCUAAUGCCAUUUGUGCUUUGUCUCCUUCGAGUGAAAACUGCUUUAUAGCUUAUCCUGCAAGGUCUUCAACUAGUUCACCUUUUUCACCCAAUAGUGGCUCAUCUAAUUCAUUUUAUAUAUCAGGUGACGUGGAGAUUUUUGAUGCAUUAGGUCCACAAACCACCAAUAUAAUUCAAGCACACAAGUCACCUGUCAGCUGCCUUUCUAUGAAUUCUGAAGGAACAUUAUUAGCCACAGCCAGUGAAAAGGGGACUGUAAUUCGUAUUUUUUCUACUCUGGAUGCUACAAAAAUUUAUCAAUUUAGACGAGGCUCUUACCCAGCAAAGAUAUAUUCUAUGUCAUUUAAUCUAGUAAGCUCACUAUUAUGUGUUUCAAGUGAUACGGAAACAGUUCACAUCUUUAAAUUGGGAUCAAAUAAUGGAAGCCCUGGCUUGAAUGAGGAUAGAGAUAAAAGAGGUAGAAGUUCCAGUGUAGGACAAAUGCUUCGCAGAUCUUCAAUGCAUUUGGGUAGAAACUUAGCAGGUAGUGUUGGAUCUUAUUUACCUGACGUUUUGACUGAAAUGUGGGAACCCACACGAGAUUUUGCUUCAUUAAAAUUACCGAGUGCAGGUGUUCGAAGCUUAGUUGCACUAAGCAGCACAACACCACAAGUAAUGGUGAUUACCUCCGAAGGUUUCUUUUAUCAGUAUAAUAUUGACUUGGAAAGUGGUGGCGAAUGUGUGCUUCUUAAGCAAUACAGUUUGCUAGACCCUUCAGAUGAUAAUAUGGGUUUAGAUCAAUAAUUUAGUCUAUACUUUUUCUUUUCUUUCCUUGUUUUUUUUCUUUUUUUUUAAAAAAAAAAUACUUCAUACUAUAUUAUUUUUAUACCUUUAUUUAAAUAAACAUUACCCCUUUUUAAAUGAGCG